Messenger RNA from Trypanosoma grayi, 4902 nucleotides. Its product is annotated as putative helicase ARIP4 isoform X3. The record is from RefSeq and is a predicted model, not a curated record. NCBI's taxonomy places the organism in Eukaryota, Euglenozoa, Kinetoplastea, Trypanosomatida, Trypanosomatidae. Gene Ontology annotation, cellular component: nucleus. Bases 1 to 4902 code for a protein of 1633 amino acids. The transcript has a single exon. Gene Ontology annotation, molecular function: ATP hydrolysis activity; ATP-dependent chromatin remodeler activity; protein binding.
AUGGAAAUCGCGAUUGUUGCCGUUCACAACUUGCACCAGCUGUCGGGUCUCGGUGGCAUCUGUGCGGUGCCGCACAAGUUGACGGGUGGGGAGGAGAUGAAGGGGAGUAUCCUGCCGUCAUAUAUACGCCACGGGUCAGUGGAUGGCCACAAGCGUUGCCGUCUAAUUGCACGCUUUUUCUGUGAAGAAGAUGGAUCCUUGCCCUUCUCGUACAAUGGAGAGGCAGUGCCUGAUGCGCCCCCUUUUCCUGCACUGCUGUUCGUGCCCCUGGGGCGCGACCCUGCGGAGUGCAGCGGCGUGAUUACGUUCAAGGUCGCCGCACAAGGCCCAUUGAUGUCACGCAAGCAUUGUGUGCUGCAGUUCUCUCGCGGCCAAUCGACGCAGUCUCCACGUGGCACCCAUGAAUGGUGCGUUGUUAGCGUUCGUGAUAGUGGGAGCGUGAACGGCACAUUUGUGGACGGCCGGCGUUUGGCGUCAGGUGCCACAUCCCCACCCGUUGCAUUUGAUCCAUGCGAUACCAAGGCGUGGAACGAACCGCUGCUAACGCUGGAGCUUGGUGCCGGAUCAAAGGUUAAUGUAGGUGAUUCGCUUUCAGCGAGACAACUGCAGCUUCGUUUCCAUGUUUUUGCGCGGUGUUUGGUGUCGCGGCGCCGUGCUGUGUGGAUCCAACGCCGCCUGGCUGGUUGCUGUGCCGACCGAGGCGAAUCUGGCACUACUGCUCCGCUGCAUGCGGCAGUAGAGAAGGAGCCUGUGCAGGCCAAGACAGGGCUGCAACCCAGUGACAUGGAAAUUGUAGCCGACGCAGUGCAGCAGAAAGAGAAGGGAAACAUACAGGCAGACCACUUUCCUUCUGCAGUGGUGUGUGAGCCUGCAGCAGAAAGUGAGAGCACAAGUGGUGCAUCACGACGGGUGGGAGACACGCAUGACUCCACCAACAAGGCUCUCCAAUCCAUCCUGCUGAUGCAGUGCACAAGUAAGGGUGAUGGCUCCUUUAUUCCUUCUUCUCUUGCUUACCACCCCGAAUACGGGUUGAAUGACGAAGGCGCUGCAGGUCCAGUGUUGGGUCCUUCCCUCGCUGACCUCGUAGCGACUGCCACAAAUGACAACGUGACAGCUACCUCAUUGAGUGCAUUGGAUGCCCACACAAAGCCAGAAGAGGGAAGUGAUGACCUCUCAAUGCGGGCCAUCACGACAGUUGUUGGCCUGGGGAUCAUCCCGCGUGACGAUACAAGGUCUUACGAUAAAGUGAUGUCGUGCGUUGUUGUUGAGGGUGGAAAGGAAAGCCACGUGUAUACAACGCCACCGACGACCACCAAAUGUGGGGAGCCAGAGGAAACGGCUUGCGUGGUGCAGCAACCCGACGGCCAGGCAGAGGAGCAUCUGCUGGCUCUGUCCCCUGUCAUCAUCAAGAGAAAAAAGCCACUGGGGUUGUUUGACAGACGCAACUUGGCGAAGAAACAACCCACGGCAGAUGCUCAUGGUUCCACAGCUUCAUUGCAACGUCAAAGGCAUGACACAGAGGCAAAGAUACCUCUUUACAAUACAUGCAUUCCGACAACGAACGGGAAUUUAGAGGGAAAAGCGGCACCACCUACUGAAACGGGAAAAGAUGUACAAGAGGUUGACAAACAUCAACCAUCCAAUGCGGGGAAGACAAACGGAGCGCCAGUUUCUACCCAUACGCACAGCAGGACUUCGUCAUUGCUCUCGUCUGAGGAGGAUCGAAUUGUUCCUCUUCCCCGCUACGGCUCCAUGAAAAAGGAGGAGCUGACGGAGGACGAUGAGGACAUUAAUGUGAGCACCACCCCACCGCCUCAUGACGUGCCUGUAGCGGCAACAACAACGGUAACAACGACGGCACCAGGAAAAACACGAAUGCUUGAAGUUCUGACGAAAAUGCCUACCAGAUCUUCGUUAAGUCGAGGGAAAAAACGGAUGCGCUCUGUCGACGCUAAGGAGACUCUGAAGUCUUUCUUAACGGACCUGCGGGACGGACUGGGGCUUGGGGCUACAUCCAUUCACGCGACCAGUAUGGUGCCCACCAUCAGAGCCUGUACGAAAGUGGAGAAUGUUGCUGGUGACCAGACUAUACAGGAAGCGAUAAACGCUAAGAGGAAGGAUGGGAAGGUUAAGAACGAGGUCCCUACCAGAUCAUAUAGUGCGCAAAGCAAUGACAACAACAAUGCGAUGGGCGCUCAGUCUGGCGGCGACAGUGUCCCCUCCCGGCUUGGCUCACAAAGCCAAUUUGUGUUGAUAAAGUCGAAUCUUGCAUCCAACCUUCCAGAAAUUGAGGCGGCGUUGGAUGGUGGCCAACAGCUCAGGAAAGAUCUGUUCUGCUCACAGUUUGAGUUAGCCAAAAUCAACAACACUGCUUUCCAUCAGGGUAACUGCCGAGAUUCCCUCGCAGCACUGUUUUCGACUGACAUUGAUGUUACUCGGGAGUCGAGCCACGACGCUGCAAGAGGUGCGGCGACAGUAAAGGCAACGACGGCGAGUCCCUUGCCCAUCCUUAUGCGGCGGCGCACUCAAUGCAAUGCCGUUGGCUGUGAGAAAAAUGCGAAGGGAAGGCCCCUAUCGCUGGCGGAAAGGAAACGCCAGCGACUGGCUUUGGUGAUGUCCGCUAUUGAGCGAUGUUCAGAAGCAGCAGAGUGCGACGGUCUUAAAACGGAAAAGGACACCAAUAAUGCGCUUCCGCAUCCCCAAUUGCCUAAUGACAAUGCCACAACAUCUUCCUUUGAUUCAUCCUUCUCUGCACCGGCGUCCCGUCUCAUCAAUCCGCACCACAUCAGGCUUCCGGCGUGGUAUGUUCGGCAGAGCCUAUGCCGACUACUUCGACCACACCAAUGGGAAGGGCUGCGCUUCGUGUGGUCGCACCUGCUGCGCGAUACGCCUGCGGAUGAGUCGCACGGUGACCCGAUGGAGGAAGUAGUGGAACAGCUGCGCGCACGCCGCGGCAAAAGUUCUCUGAGUGCCACAAAGCGAGCCACUGAAUCUCCUUCCAAUAUGAGCGGAAGAUACGCUACCGAAUUCCGUGGAUGUGUUCUUGCCCAUGCUAUGGGACUCGGCAAAACCUUCACAACGAUUGCUUUUCUGCUGGUUCUCUGGUCGUUCCUUCGUGUGCAUCCCAAUCAUGCUGCGUUGCCGUGUUGCAUGCGCGAGAGCGGCGCGCUUCGCCCCGUCAUCUGCGCCCCUAGAGGUAUCCUGCUGCAUUGGGUGCGUGAACUUGCCGACUGGCCGCGCUUGGCGGGGGAGGCGGCACCUCUUACAGUGUUUGUUCUCAGUGGCGACAGCCGUGAGUCGGACCGAGCGGCACUGCUGCGCGACUGGGCGUCACACACGGCGGACCGCACAGUGCUUCUAAUCUCCCACGCACUGUUCGCCGCCAUCAUGAACAGCUCUGGCACGGCGACUGACUCUGCGGCAGCCGCGGGGAAGAAGAACGAUGCCAGCGACAAAAAUACAGGAAUGAUGGAAGAUGCAUUUUGGUUGGAUGGCGAAAAUGAAGACGAGGAUUACGAAGCGAAGGGUGCGAGAAGGAAGGGGGGCUGUACAGCAGCAGCUGCUGCUACUGCUGCUGCGGCGGCCUACGGUGCAUGUCGCGUGAUCCUCCUCGCACACUGCACGCUCUUCGUCCUCGAUGAGGCGCACAAAAUCAGCACAGCUCGUUCAUCGCUAGCGGCGGCUGUGCGUGCACUGCCGCCCUCCACACCGCGUCUCGCGCUCACCGGGAUGGCGCUCGCUGGGAACCCGCCACCAGGGAAGACUGAUGAAGUGCAUGCACUUCUCCGCGUUGUUGUGCCUUCGCCGUGUGCAGACCGGCGCCAGGGUCGCCGCGUAUCAACGGAUCCGCGUGAUCUGAAGUCUCUGCUACAUGUGCGUGACACCAGUGUGCUGGCGCGGGAGUUGCCAGUGCUUCACGAAACAUCAAUUGUAUUCAACUUUUCCCCGGUGCAACGACAGAUGAUGCAGGAUCUUGCUUUGAUUCUGCAGGAACGUGGAAUAAUUCGGAGGCAUCACCGUGCACGUUUCGCGUCUCGGCUAUGGAUGAUCAGCAGCCAUUGCGAUGUUGUAGCGGAUUGGUGCCGGCGCCGUGGCAUCGAUGAGAAUACACCGGCUGGAGUCAUUCAGGAGCGCAACACGCGCUGCCAGUCUUCGAUAUCAGUUUCAUGGGCGUUGCCUAGUCUUAUCAUCCCUUCCAUUCUUGACCGAAGGGGGCAGGCAGGACUCUCGCUUCAACACAGCUGGAAGAUGAAGGGUCUGUUCUUUCUGCUCCACGGGGCGUUGGCGCGGCAGGAGAAGGUUGUUGUCUUCUCAUAUUCACUGAAAAACCUCGCUUUAGUGGGAGAGGUGCUCCAGCAGGUAGGUGGUCUUGUGGACGGUGUGGACUUUGCCCUCAUCUCAGGCGCGCUGCAGGAGCCGCAGCGAGAGCGGGUAUGCGCCGCGUUCCACGACUCUGGUUGUGCGAUGUGCAUCAUCCUCGCGACGCUGCAGUCAUGCGCAGUCGGGGUGGACUUCUCCGGUGCCGAUCGUAUUAUUUUUUUCGACACUGCUCAUCUACCGUCGGAGAUGGAAGAACGUCAAGCAAUAUGCCGUGCGCGCCGCUGGGGCCGCGACUACGGCAACGGUAGCGCGGACAGUGUGGAGCAGGGAAGGGUGCUGUACGUGAACCGGCUGCUGUCAGACCAUCCGCUUGAGACUACCGGCCGACAAGGUGUGAGGCCGCACAACACUGACAGCAAGACAGUGGACUGGCGGGUGAGCCGCUUGCUCGACACCCAUGUUGAGGCGCAUAAACGGAGCGAUGAGGAUACCCAUGAUCCUGUCGUGGCGUUGUUGCGCAACACCUGUCCGAACAUCCUCGCCGCGGUAAUUCGAGAUGGCCGACAGCCGUUGAUAUCGUGA